GGGUGCCCAUGUGGACCAGCACCAUGCCUUGUUGUUCUGAGCGCUGAUUGGUCCGCUGGCGCCUGAUUGGUGUUCAUGCGCUGCGGGCCAGCUGCGGGAACUAAAACGCGGAGGACGUGUGACAUCGACGGGACUUCCCUUACCCCGGUUCCUACAGAGAAACGCGACUAUACCGUGAGCGGGUUUUGCUCCAGGAGCUUUUAAACCCAAGUCACGACAGGUGUAACGUCAGAGUCAGUGAAAUGUUGUGACUUUGCGGGGCUAACGGCUGUCGAGACUGGCAGCGCGGAGGAGCAGGGAGUUAUGCGUUCGCCGGGUUUUGUCGGUGGCCGUAGUAACAGGGCGGGGCAGGAAUCAGGGAGGGGCGGGUCUUAACGAGAACACGACUCGCCUUGUUGUGUGUAUUCCCGUGCUCGCAUCGCCAUCUUGUUGCAAUCCUAUUUUUUACGUAUGCGAGGAUCUACUUUCCGUUCGACCGGAUUAGAAAUUGCCCUUCUGCUUUCAGGUGAAACGCAGGGGACGAAAAACUCGGGCCAGCGGGUGUGAUCCGUGCACACGGCGCUUCCUAGCGGGACACUACCUACCCCCCUCGGUCUUUUUCCUCUUUCCGUCCCGGGCCACCGGGUUGCCUGCCGUGAGGGUUUACGCGCAAUGAGCAUCGAUACACUUUUGGAGGCGGCCAGAUAUCUGGAAUGGCAAGCCCAGCAACAACAGAUCACACGUGAGGAAGAGCAGCGCAAAGAAAAGGAGCUCAUCAACAGGGAGACGGAGUCAAGGCGGGUGGAACUUGUGACCUCGUCGUCUCAGCCGGUCAGAGCCAACCACGUCACCUGGGGAGAUGACACUCACCGUCAACAGCCACAUCACCCCCCCGCCCCACCGCCCCCCCCUCUCCCACCUCCCCAAGUCCCCAUUGCUGUCAUCCCAAUGGUCCCAGUUGUCACCGCGACACCUUCUGUCCCACCCCUGCCACUCACAACGCCAAUUGCCGCGGCGGCGGCGACACUCAACAGCUCCCCGCCAGUCAAGAACUCUUCUUCCCCUCCACAGCAGCCACAACAGCAGCCACAGCAGCAGCCGGCCUCUCGUCACCUGUUGUGCGCCCCCCAGAUGAAAGUAGAGACUGGUCAGCAGCUGAUUGGCACAAAACCCAGCCAAUCACAGCCUCAGGUUCAGAUUCAGUACCCAACCUCCAUCAGCACUAAUGGUUCUGGCUCUCAGCAUGCACUGGUCCCCCAUCAAGCUCCACCCACAUCUCAGCCACGGCCAAAUGGAGUGACAAUGGAGGACAUGAGGGGGAUGGAGGGAAAGAGGAGACCAGGAGGAGCGGGGACCAGAGAGGUGCAUAACAAACUGGAGAAGAACAGGCGAGCGCACCUCAAAGAGUGUUUUGAAACGCUGAAGAAGAACGUCCCCAAUGUUGAUGAGAAGAAAACCUCCAACCUCAGCGUUCUCCGCAGCGCUUUGCGUUACAUACAGACUCUGAAGCGUAAGGAGAAGGAGUACGAGCACGAGAUGGAGCGUUUGGCCAGGGAGAAGAUCGCCACGCAGCAGCGGCUGGCCGAGCUGAAAAACGAGCUGAGCCAGUGCAUGGACGUCAUGGAGAUCGACAGAGUCCUCCGACAGACCAUCCAGCCAGAGGACGAUCAGGCCUCCACAUCCACAGCCUCAGAAGGAGAAGACAACUUUGAGCAUGAUAUGGACGAGGAUGUCCCAGCUCCUCCUGCUCCCACAGCCCUCCCCAAACCAACGCCUCCCAUCCUACAGGCCCAGCCGCUCCUCACUCCUCACUUGUCAAUCCAGCACACCACCCUGCCCCUCUCCGGAGUCCUGACCACGCCCUCCCCCUCCGGUCCCCCUCAAGCCAUCGCCCCUGCUCCAGCCCCAGGUCAACCCCCUCCGCAGCCAGCUCAUCCCAUUCAGCCCCCAGCUGUGCAGGUCCAGUCCGUCAUCGCUCACGCCACUGUCUCCCACCCAUCAGUCAUCCAAGCUGUCAAUCACGCCCUGCCAGCCAAUCACAAGCACCUAACACACAUUGCCCCAUCACCUGGCCCCACUUCCUCUACCCCUCAGCCAAUCACGGGAGCUCCAGCCGGCACCGCCGCUCACCCACCGAUAGCCGCCCAACCCAUCGGACACAUCACUGUCCACCCGGUGGCUCACCUGGGAGCUCCCCUGCCCUCACACCUCCCAACUCUUUAUCCCCAGGGCGUGUCUGUCUCCCAGCCCACCAUGGUGGGCCACAUCACUCACACCUUCACCCAUCACACCCUGCCACACGUCCAGGCUAAUCCUCAAGCUAACACUAACGGAGCCCAGGUGAACAGCGCAGCCGUUGUGAGCCAGGGGAGCUCGUCGCUAGGGAAACCCACAGCAGUGCUGGCUCCCCAUCCCCAGCUGGUUGGACAGGCUGCCGUCCUCAACCCUGUCACCAUGGUUACAGUCCCAACCUUCCCUGUCAGCACCCUUAAACUGGCGUGAAAGAGUCCAAAAAAAAAGAUGGGAUGGACUGAAGAAGAGAAAUAUUAAGAACUUCUGGAUGAGUUUUCACACUCCUAUCAAUAAUCAAUAGCAGAGAGUCUCUGACAGACAAAUGACAAUUUACCAAAAAAAACAUCAGCUGUUUUUUUUGGACAACUUGUUACAGAUAUCUCCAGAGAUAUUUUGAUCGCAGCUCUGUUAGUUUGUGAACAAUAACAUUAAAGCAGAGUCAGUGGGUCAGGCCGUUGUUUGUGAAAAUAAGACUGUGACAUUGGUUUCCGCUGCAAAGACAGGAACUCUGUUUUACCUUCCUUCCUUGCCUUCUUCUUUCCUUCCUUCCCUUCUCCCCUCCCUCUACAACCAGAAGCACUAACAUAAUAAGCUCAGUUCACACUCAGGCAUCAAGGAUUUACCUUAAAUAUUCAUUCACUCAUUGAGGGAAAACACAUGAGAGAGACAGAGAGAGAGAGUCGUUUGUCGUUAGGUUGUUGUCGUGGUGACGCGGUAUGUACCCAUUUUGUAUUCAUGUAAUCACAAUGUCAUGUGGGACAUUGUGGUGGGAUAAUGUCACUGAUGUGUUUGAGAGCAGGAGGAGGGGCUCACUGAUCCUGAUAAAUGACACACAGGGCUUUGAUCAAGUGUGAUGUAGACCACUUCAGAUAGUCAGCUGAACAGAGCUCAAGCAUUUUAGUUUAAUAAUGCAGUUCUUCAUUUUUUGUUGUCAGUAACAUAGAGGGUCCAGGACAGGCAAGUUGCUCAUUUAUUUUGCUUCGAGUUUCCUUUCUUGCCCCUUCUCUAACAAAAUUCAUGGGGUGACUGUCUUGUCCAUCUUCCUCCAAAUGAAGAUUCCUCACCAUUUCACCUGGGACCAGUCCCCUUGCAAAUACUUUAAGAAAAAGGAUGAACAGUGGUUGGUAAUCUGCAGCUGAAAAAAGGGAGAAAGACAGAAUCUUGUUGUGUUUAUGUGUGUUUUCUGUGCUUGUUUGAGGGUGACUCCAAAACAGUGUGCCCCAAGAUCUGGCACAGCUCCAGAAAACGAGCUGCAGGUUUAAACGGCAGGAAAUUAGGACAAGGAUUGCUUGACUUGCUGAACAUGCUGUAGCAUCUGUUUUUUCUCACCUCACGGAGAAGUCGUGUCGAGAGACUACAUGACCUUUGCUUGUUGGUUAAUGCACAGAUGUUGCAUUUCCUUGUAUGAAACCACCAAACUCCUACAGCCACAAAUUUGAGCUCAGCAGUCAGAGACUCAAACAAGUUAGGAUUAACGGAUUUCCCAUGUUUUCAAUAACCGUUUGAGAAAGUAAUUCACGCAGCCAGUUAAAUGUAUAACUCCCAGGCUUUUGAAAGAAUAGUAGUAAUGUUAAAGGCUCUUGGAUAUAAUCUGUUACUGUCGGACUGAUUUGAUUCAAGCUGUUACCGAGGUGUGGAUACGACCUGACGAUGAUUUCACUGUGAGAAAUCAUACAAUUACAGACUUGUUAUUUGAGUAUGUUGAUUCCUGUGAAGUCUUUGUACUUGCUGGUGACUUUGAGGUGAGACAAAGAGGCUUUGUAAGUGGCCAGGAAACCAGCCAGAAUUCCAAAACUCCAAGCAGUGUUUGCAUGUGCUUUACAUUGGCUUAGACUGUUCAUCAGCUAACAUCGUGUUUUCAAACCAACUGAGGCCUGUUACAGACUGUUUGAACAGUGUAAAGUCCAGAUGGAAAGUUGUCAGCUUAUCACAAAUACCUGAAAUUUUUUUGUGGUGGAUUUCAAAGAUAACCCAUAAAUAGAUGUCGACAUCCCGUUCAACCACUGCUAACUGCUCUCAAAACAUUCAGUGACAGGUUUCCUCUUGUCACUAUCAUGGGUGAUGUUCCCUCAACACACUUUAGGGCAAUAUACAGGUUUUCCUCCUCCUCACUCUGAUGCAACAGCUCCCUCUGCUGCCUCAUCCCGGACCUCAUACUGACGUGACUCUCACACACACACACAACACCCGGGGCACAACACAAAACUUCCUGCACAGAUUUUUUUUUUAAAUCUGGGGAAAAAAUGAUAAAAGUUCAGUGUUGAUCUUUAAAACAAAAGGAAAAAAAAGGUAACUACACUUCGAUACAUACAGUAUCGAAAUUUGUUCUGCUGAGAAGGCUGUGCGAUGUGGAUGAAAGCUCCAGAAAAGCUUCUAAGUUGACCUUGAGUUAAGUUUUUUAAAUGUAUUUUUCUCAAGUAAAGGUCUUGAAAGUUUUGAAUACAGCACAAAAAUAUUAAAAAGACUGGAAGACUGGAAAUUGUUAAAGCCUAAAAUCUGUUUGCAUUUUACUGCAGUUUUUUGAAGGAUAUUUUGGCAGCAACAUGACUUUUUCGACAGUGACGUUUACCAAUAAACAGUAUCAUAUGCUCCGGUCCAGAAAAAUCAGUGGAACAUGUGUUGUGUCGCCCACUUUUCUUUGUGUGUGUUUUCUAUGUGUGUGUAUGUUCAAACAACUCACAGGCUCCACAGCCUUCCUGCCAGCCUAUACAUGUCACACCAUGAAAUCUCCCAUCAGUAUACGUGUAUGUAGUCAGUGUCGCGUGGGUCUGCUCCUUGCCUCUUCUGCUGUUACUGUAUGUUACGUCUGUAUAUGUGAGUGUACUCAAUAUGUUUUAUAUUCUGUACUAUAGUUAAUCCUACUGUACCUGUAGCAUGGCUCUGUUGUUUUCUUUGGUUAUACAGUUUGCCCUGUGCAUGUUGGAGUGUGUGUAUGUGUGUGUGUGUGUGUGUGUGUGUGUGUGUGGGUGGGUGGCAAGCCAGCUAUUUUUUUACACAGAGGUGAUUUAUGGUAUGAGCCUGUUUGGGUGCUAUCGUGUGUGCCUAUACUCAGUUUUCCUGAACACUGUGACAACUCUGGCAAAACACGUACACACUGAGCGAAUGGAAGAGACAAAGAUUUACUGUUAUUACUGUUUGUUUCUUUUUUUCUGUUUUUAAGUUUUCCAUUUUGUGAGUUGGACUGAGACAUGGAGUGGAAAAAGUAAAAUACAAAAAAAAGUUGUUGCUCUUUUCUCGAUAACAUAAUAAUGUCUAAUAUUCAAUUUGAGUUUUGUAAUAAUAUUUGUAUGUAUGUAUGAAAGUUUUGUAAAUUUGUGAUCGUAUGCACGUUUUGGCAUAUGAGUGUAUGUAUCUUAAAAUUUUAAAAUGCUUGUUUCUUUUUUGGUUUUGUUCUGCAUGUAGAUUGCCGUUCAGUUUCUUUUUGUUUAAAGGUUUUGUUUUUAUGUUUAUUUUUGGGACCAUGUACAAUACUGUAUAACGUGGGCAGGAUCUUGGACCUCAUGCUACAUUGAUAUUAUAUAUGAAUAUAAAAACAUGUUUUCCCUAUGGAGAAAGUUUUAAGUUAUAUAUCGCCUGUACACUUUGGGCUGCCUUUUAGAUCUAACUGUCCACUGUUUAAGAUAACAAUGAUGAUAAUGGAUAAAACAUAUUAAUGAUUAAAAAUUAUGCUGAUGAAAUAAUAAAGAUUCUUAAUAAAUCUUAUUACAUUUACAACA
This is a messenger RNA of Lates calcarifer (barramundi perch), 5987 nucleotides long. RefSeq names its product MAX network transcriptional repressor b (gene mntb). The transcript is spliced from 6 exons. The record is from RefSeq and is a predicted model, not a curated record. Gene Ontology annotation, biological process: regulation of transcription by RNA polymerase II. The coding region runs from base 652 to 2481 and encodes 609 amino acids. Lineage: Eukaryota; Metazoa; Chordata; Actinopteri; Centropomidae. Gene Ontology annotation, molecular function: DNA-binding transcription factor activity, RNA polymerase II-specific; RNA polymerase II cis-regulatory region sequence-specific DNA binding; protein dimerization activity.